UUCCCCUUAUUAAUUGCAGAAUAAAUACAUCUCCCUGCAGAAAGGUCUGUUGUGUAGCGGAAGGGCUCCUCGAGAAGUGUUUACAUCUCAGCUGCUGGGACGCGUUUGUCUUAGAACUGGAACUUUCAAACUUCGGACUACCAUAUCGACACCUUCACAGUGGACCUUGGGAUGUCGUCACUCUGAGCUGGGAGGCCCUCUGUACCUUAAUCCAUCCACUUUUCCUUGUAGAGCGUCCCACGUGGAGCGGUUCUUCACAGGAGGGAACGAAGACUCAGCCAUUUGGGAAGAUGAAUGCCAGCAGUUACUCCGCAGCCAUGACGGAGCCCAAGUCCGUGUGCGUCUCGGUGGACGAGGUGGUCUCGGGUAACACGGAGGCUUCGGAGACCGACCUGCUGAACGGGCAUCUGAAGAAGGUGGACAACAACCUCACGGAGGCGCAGCGCUUCUCAUCCCUGCCGCGCAGGGCGGCUGUGAACAUUGAAUUCAAGGACCUCUCCUACUCAGUCCCCGAAGGACCCUGGUGGAGGAAGAAAGGAUACAAGACCCUCCUGAAGGGGAUCUCCGGCAAGUUCAACAGCGGGGAGCUGGUGGCCAUCAUGGGGCCCUCCGGGGCUGGGAAGUCCACGCUCAUGAACAUUCUGGCCGGGUACAGGGAGACCGGCAUGAAGGGAGCCGUGCUCAUCAACGGCCAGCCGCGGGACCUGCGCUGCUUCCGGAAGGUGUCCUGUUACAUCAUGCAGGACGACAUGCUGCUGCCGCACCUCACGGUGCAGGAGGCCAUGAUGGUGUCCGCGCAUCUGAAGCUCCAGGAAAAGGACGAAGGCAGGAGGGAGAUGGUCAAGGAGAUCCUGACAGCUCUGGGCUUGCUGUCUUGUGCCAACACGCGGACUGGAAGCCUCUCAGGCGGCCAGCGGAAGCGCCUGGCCAUCGCGCUGGAGCUGGUGAACAACCCCCCCGUCAUGUUCUUCGAUGAGCCCACCAGUGGCCUGGACAGCGCCUCCUGCUUCCAGGUGGUCUCCCUGAUGAAAGGGCUGGCCCAAGGAGGGAGGUCCAUCAUCUGCACCAUCCACCAGCCCAGCGCCAAACUCUUUGAACUCUUCGACCAGCUUUAUGUCCUCAGUCAAGGACAAUGUGUGUACCGGGGAAAAGUCUCUAAUCUCGUACCAUACUUGAGAGAUUUAGGUCUGAACUGCCCAACCUAUCACAACCCAGCUGAUUUUGUCAUGGAGGUCGCGUCCGGCGAGUACGGUGAUCAGAACGGCCGCCUGGUGAGAGCCGUCCGGGAGGGCAUGUGUGACUCUGAGCACAGGAGAGAGCCUGGGGGGGAUGCCGAGGUGAACCCUUUUCUUUGGCACCGGCCCUCUGAAGAGGUAAAGCAGGCAAAACGAUUGAAGGGGUCUAGAAAGGACUCCGCCUCCAUGGAGGGCUGCCACAGCUUCUCGGCCAGCUGCCUCACGCAGUUCUGCAUCCUCUUCAGACGGACCUUCCUCAGUAUCAUGAGGGACUCGGUCCUGACGCACCUGCGGAUCACGUCUCACAUCGGAAUCGGCCUCCUCAUCGGCCUGCUGUACCUGGGGAUUGGGAACGAGGCCAAGAAGGUCCUGAGUAACUCCGGCUUCCUCUUCUUCUCCAUGCUGUUCCUCAUGUUCGCAGCCCUCAUGCCCACCGUUCUCACGUUUCCCCUGGAGAUGGGAGUAUUUCUUCGGGAACACCUGAACUACUGGUACAGCCUGAAGGCCUACUACCUAGCCAAGACCAUGGCCGACGUGCCUUUCCAGAUCAUGUUCCCCGUGGCCUACUGCAGCAUCGUGUACUGGAUGACGUCGCAGCCGUCCGACGCCGUGAGGUUCGUGCUGUUCGCCGCGCUGGGCACCAUGACGUCGCUGGUGGCGCAGUCCCUGGGUCUGCUCAUCGGAGCCGCCUCCACGUCGCUGCAGGUGGCGACCUUUGUGGGGCCCGUGACGGCCAUCCCUGUCCUCCUCUUCUCGGGGUUCUUCGUCAGCUUCGACACGAUCCCAACUUACCUGCAGUGGAUGUCCUACAUCUCCUACGUCAGGUACGGAUUCGAGGGGGUCAUCCUGUCCAUCUACGGGCUGGACCGAGAGGACCUGCACUGCGGCGUCGAUGAGACGUGUCACUUCCAGAAGUCGGAGGCCAUCCUGAGGGAGCUGGACGUGGAGGACGCCAAGCUCUACCUAGACUUCAUCGUUCUGGGCAUUUUCUUCAUCUCCCUACGCCUCAUCGCCUAUUUCGUCCUGAGAUACAAAAUCCGGGCGGAGAGGUAAAAACACCCGAGCUCCAGGAGACACGGACAUAGACAUCGUGGCCCAGGGCCCCUCGCGGAGCCGCGGGGACCGCUGCCGCCACCCAGCCCCCGGCGGUGCGUCCGUCUGCGGGCGUUGUGCCGCCCGUGUCCGCGCCCGCGCCUCUCUCCUCUCCCUUUCCAGCUUCACCUGGGAAGAAGGUGUAGAAAGGUGUCGCGUCCUCGUGCAGAAUUUCACCCCGUGGAGGCCAGGCACGCAGAAACCGGCAGCAGAGCCGCAGCCGGGGGGCCGGGGAGGAAGGAACCGCGCCAGGGACAACCUGGUCUCGGGACGGUCGCUGUCGUCCUGCGGUUCUGCUGCCGCCUCUGGGGAGAAGUCAAUUUCCAAGCCAAAAGCCGAUAACUCUCAUUCCUUUUAAGAAACUGUAUCUUUUUCGUACUCGUUAAAGGAAAUUAUUCAGGGUAAAUAACACACUUUGCUUAGAGACACGAGGGGCUUAGCUAAGGCGCGGAGCUGGUCUCAUUUUCAGGCAGAACUGGGGAAAGAUGCGGCGCGGUCCCCGGCAGGGAGAAGGCUCUGGGGCUGCACGUGUUCCCAAAAGUCGAA
Messenger RNA from Mustela erminea (ermine), 2873 nucleotides. RefSeq names its product ATP binding cassette subfamily G member 1 (gene ABCG1). The transcript has 16 exons. Gene Ontology annotation, biological process: transmembrane transport; cholesterol homeostasis. Gene Ontology annotation, cellular component: plasma membrane. The coding region runs from base 291 to 2288 and encodes 665 amino acids. NCBI's taxonomy places the organism in Eukaryota, Metazoa, Chordata, Mammalia, Carnivora, Mustelidae. Gene Ontology annotation, molecular function: ATP hydrolysis activity; ABC-type sterol transporter activity; ATP binding. The record is from RefSeq and is a predicted model, not a curated record.